AUGGCGACUUUUGAAGACCAAAAGUUGCAACUGCAAAAACAAGCAGAAGAACUGAGUGCAUGGAAAGCGAGGUUGGAAGAAUUUAACAAAAGGAUGAUAGCUGAAGAACAAAGACUGGAAGAAAAGAAUAAGAAAUUAAUGGCUGCACAGACGCUAUUAUCAGCGGGCAGACCGGAACGAGUCGCGACCACGAUAGUAAAAGGUACGAUCGGCAGCAUUUCAGAAUAUUCGCUACACGACGAUUGGACGUCGUCGUGUGAAAGAUUAGAUAUGUACAUACUGGCGAAUGAAGUCAAUGAAGAUAAGAAGGUUUCCCUGUUCUUGACUUUACUGGGGAAGGAUGGAUAUGCACUUCUCAGGAAUUUGACGAUACCAAACUUGCCGUCACAAAUGUCGUUCGCAGAAUUAAAGCGAACAAUGAGGCAACAUUUGCAGCCGGCGCCUGACCCCAUGGCCGAAAGAUACAAAUUCAAAGAGUGUACUCAGAAGGAAGGGGAAGAUAUCAAAAGGUUUCUAGCAAACCUGAAAAGGCUAUCAACAUUCUGCAAGUUCGGCGAGAACUUGGAGAACAGUCUGCGCGACCAAUUCGUAUGGGAAUUGUCCAGCAACACUAUUAAGAAGAAACUGCUCGGGGAGAAGGAUUAAGCUAUCAACGAGCAGUCGAGCUCGCAUUGUCCUUGGAAUUGGCAGGGAAGAAUGCGGCCGAGAUGAAGUCAUCGGGCAGUAGUGCCACAGUGAACUAUGUAGCAAGCAAAGGCAGGACAUCAUCGACGAAUACGAAGAAAGAAGAUCCUAACGUAAGGUUAAACCACAUAACGAUAAACUGUAAAUAUAAACAGUACGGUUGUAACCUUUGCGGUAAAAAGGGCCAUUUAAGGAAUGUUUGUAAGAACAGAACUGAUUCGGCAAAGGCAGGAAAAUCUGGUAAAAAGGAUAACGGUAAGAAAAGUAAUAAGCACCGGGAUAGUAAACGCGAACAACAAAAUUUAGUGGCUGAAGUAGAUAGAAUCACCGAAUGCUUAGAUAACAUGUUUCAUUUAAGUAGGGAAGGGUGCAAUACGUUCACAGUUGCGGGAGAUAAACCAAUAGUCGUCGAGUUAUUGGUUGAGAGGUGUCCGGUAAAAUUUGAAGUAGACACGAGGUCACCUAUCUCCGCGAUUUCAACAGGUUAUAGGAAUAGUUCGGAACUAUUUUCAGCGUUGCCGUUGAGGAGAACGCACAGACGUUUCAAGAUAUAUCAAGGGGACGUCAUAGUACCGGAAGGUAUAUUAGGAUUAACGGUUAGUCACAAAGGUAAAACGCGAUGGUUAGAGUUGUUCGUGAUACCGGGGAAUAGCGCACCUAUCAUAGGGCGACGAUGGUUGUCUGAGCUUGAAAUAUUGCAAGUCGGUAGCCUUAAGUUGAACAAUAUACAGAAGCUGACGCAAUCACCGACUGUAGAGGCCAUUAUUAAAGAAUUUGGUGAAGUUUUCAGCAAUAGAUUAGGGACGUAUAAUAAGGCUAAGUUUGCAUUACAGCUGAAAGAGGGGGCUAAACCCAUUUUUCGUAAGCCAAGACCAGUGCCAUACGCAUUACGUACCAAAAUUGAAAAAGAAUUGGACAGACUCGUAGAAGCAGGAAUACUAGAACAAGUAACUACGAGCGAUUGGGCAACUCCCAUAGUACCGGUACCCAAAGCUAACGGUGAGUUAAGAAUAUGCGGGGAUUUUAAAGAUACCACAAAUAAAGACUUAGUCUGCAACAGGCCCAAUUCCGCGCAUUAUUGAUUUAGCGACUCAGAUGGCGAGAGCAACAAAAUUCACGAAAUUAGAUCUUGCUAGCGCAUAUCAACACGUCGAGUUGGAUGAAGCAUCUAAACAAUUAGUUGUGCUCUCGACACAUAAGGGGUUGUAUAAAUGCAAUCGUCUGAUGUACGGGGUAUCACCGGCUCCAGGCCUUUUCCAAGCGGAAAUGGAGAAAAUUUUAUCCGGCAUUAAGGAAGCUGUCGUGUAUUUUGACGACGUAUUCAUUUUUGGAGAGGAUCAAGUAGAACAUGAUCGUAAUUUACGUAUGGUGCUGAGUCGAUUUAAAGAAUGUGGCUUGACAGUCAAAUUGGAAAAAUGCCGAUUUGAUCAAAAACAAGUGCCAUUUUUAGGAUACAAAAUUGAUGGCGAAGGUUUACACGUAUCUAAAGAUAAGGUCGAUGCGGUUGUAAAGAUGAAACGACCCGAGAACGAGGCAGAUCUAAGGUCGUUCUUAGGCCUUUUAAAUUAUUACUCGAGGUUCAUAAGGAACUAUGCGAAAAUAGUGAGCCCGUUAUAUGACCUACUUAAACGGAACGUACGUUGGCAGUGGACAGCGGCUCAGGAAGAUG
Messenger RNA from Ceratina calcarata, 2353 nucleotides. RefSeq lists its product as uncharacterized. NCBI's taxonomy places the organism in Eukaryota, Metazoa, Arthropoda, Insecta, Hymenoptera, Apidae. The record is from RefSeq and is a predicted model, not a curated record. The transcript has a single exon. Bases 708 to 1766 code for a protein of 352 amino acids.